Messenger RNA from Solanum dulcamara, 516 nucleotides. RefSeq lists its product as uncharacterized. The transcript has 2 exons. The record is from RefSeq and is a predicted model, not a curated record. Lineage: Eukaryota; Viridiplantae; Streptophyta; Magnoliopsida; Solanales; Solanaceae. Bases 1 to 516 code for a protein of 171 amino acids.
AUGGAUAUUUCUAGGAUCAUGACUUAUGCUGAACUAAUUGAAGGGGAAAAGCUUGAGGAGAGGAAGGUGAGGGAGUUCAAGAGAGCUCGACUUGCAGGCCAAGGUUCUUCACAAGCUUCGGGUCAAGAAUUUGAUAAGGAUAAGGUAUCCAACCCUAAGGCCCAAGAUGGGGGUGUUAGUGGGUCUAUUCUUUCUAAGUGUGGGAGAAACCAUGGAGGUAAAUGCUUAUUUGGUAUGGGUACUUGUUUUGGGUAUGGUAAAAUGGGACACAAGAUAUCUGAAUGCCCUAACAAGGAGAGAGAAGGACGUCCUCAAGGACAAGCUACUCAAGGAGGACAAGCUCAACAAGGCGGAGGCCAAUGCCAAAAUAGAUUCUAUGUACUUCAAGUUAGGCAAGAUGUUGAGGAGUCUCUCGAUAUGGUUACGGGUAUGUUGUGGGUCUUUGACUUUGAUGUUUAUACUUUACUUGAUCUGGGUUUCGUAUUAUCUUUUGUUAAUCCUUACCUUGAUAUAUGA